GUCCCUUUAACUUUUACCCUGAAGUUUUUAGCGAUGGAACAACGUGCACAGAAACUCUAGCACACUAUAAUUGCAAAAGAUAAAGGAAAACUGAAGGACACGAACGUCCGUGAGAUUCAGCUGUUGGAAAUGAUCAUGUUUUUAAGUCACUUUGCGUUCGGAAGAGAUUUAGAGGAUUUGCUGUCUAUAUUCGACACACGAGAGCUUAUGGGACACAGAAGUGGGUUAUAGCAAGACUGUGUUUACUUCUGUGUAAAUAACGGAUUUACUUUUAAAUACAUUUAAUUUCAAACCUCAGGAACAUAACAAAACCCUUUGGAACGAAACGCGUGGCAAUAUUUUAACAUCCUAAAGUUUCAGUAUUGAAUAAAAUGGGAGAUGACAAUGAGCUGCUCGGAGCAUCUGAGUUUAUCAAAGAUCGUCUGUAUUUUGCUACUCUUAGAAGCAAACCCAAAAGCACAGCAAACACACAUUUCUUCUGCACCGAUGAUGAAUUUAUUUAUGAAAACUUUUAUGCAGAUUUUGGGCCCCUCAAUCUGGCAAUGCUGUACAGAUACUGCUGCAAACUGAACAAAAAACUAAAGUCUUUCACUCUGUCCAGAAAGCGCAUCAUCCAUUACACCAGUUACGACCAACGAAAGAGAGCCAAUGCGGCCUUCCUCAUCGGCGCUUAUGCGGUAAUCUACUUAAAAAGAACUCCAGAGGAGGUGUACCGGGCCCUGAUCUCUGGAACCAAUGUGUCAUACCUGCCCUUCAGAGAUGCUGCUUUUGGGAACUGCACAUAUGAUUUAACCAUAUUAGACUGUUUACAAGGAAUCCGCAAGGCCUUGCAGCACGGGUUCUUUGACUUUGAGAAUUUUGAUGUUGAAGAAUAUGAACAUUAUGAGCGUGUAGAAAAUGGUGAUUUUAACUGGAUUGUGCCAGGAAAACUGUUGGCCUUCAUUGGACCUCAUCCCAAGAGCAAAAUAGAGAACGGUUAUCCUCUCCACGCUCCAGAAGUGUACUUCUCCUACUUCCGCCAGCACAAUGUCACAGAUGUUGUGCGACUGAACAAGAAGAUUUAUGAAGGUCGGCGCUUCACAGAUGCCGGGUUUGAACAUCACGACUUGUUCUUUGUAGACGGCACCACACCUAGUGAUCUCCUCACAAGACGCUUCCUGCACAUCUGUGAGAGCGCCAAGGGUGCCGUAGCUGUCCACUGCAAGGCUGGCCUUGGCAGGACAGGCACUCUGAUAGGCUGCUACCUGAUGAAGCAUUAUCGCUUCACAGCACCUGAGGCCAUUGCCUGGACACGAAUCUGCAGACCGGGCUCCGUCAUUGGACCACAGCAGCACUUUCUCGAACAGAAGCAGCACAGUAUGUGGGUGCAAGGUGAUCUCCAUCGGUCCAAGCAGAAGCAACAGCAGCUGAGGCAAAGCCGACAACAGGAGAGAAACAUGGCCCAUCUCAUAUCCAGCAUGGACGACAUGUCCAUCGACAGCACCAUUCUGAAGCCACCAAGUGUGGAUGAGAAUGAGUUCAGAGAAGAGGACAUGAUUCCAACUCAAGGAGACAAACUACUAGCUCUAAAGGGCCAACGCCACCCCAGACCUACUGCCACAGUGCUUAGUGGGAUAAACCCAGCUCCAAGCAUCAUUUCCCCUCCCAAGUCUUCCAAAGCUCCUCUCUUCAUCUCCUCUUCCACUGCACCACGGAGACUAACAAGAAGCCCUUCCUCCUCUGCCGGCAAUCUAAAAAGCUUCAGUCCCCGUUUAGCCCAUUCCCUCAGCAACCUUUACGAUGACAACAACUUCAAUGACGAUGACAACAGCACACCUCCUUCCUCCUUCGCACCCUCCCCAUCUCCUGCUCUAACCACAUCUGGCUUCAGCUUUGGGUACACCUCUACUGAGCCCCGACUUCCUCCCUCACAUUUAAACUUCAAUCAAGAGGCCAACACCAACCUCAACAGCCUUACUGGCGCUAAUACGGUUAGCGCUAAUCGCACAGUCAGGCCUAUGAACAGAACCGGCUAUAGUCUGUUCUCCAGCGGUCCGCCGAACCCCCGUAGAGGUCCGUUGCGAGGUGGACUAAGCAGGUUUCCAGGGCACUACCUCAGCAGAUCCAUUCCAUCCCUUCAGUCUGAAUAUGCUCAGUACUAAGGCUAUGAUUAUACACUGAUGGCCAUCGCAACUGACCAUUCGACCAUGGACAAAUCAUUCCUAAAAGCUGAUAAACCAUUCAAAAAAGUCACAUUGGGCUUAAAGUGUUUAUAAUAACAUAUUUAUAGUGUUUUAAUUGAGAACAUUUCUGUAAGUCUGAUGUAUUAUUCACAAAUGUAUUCAGUAAUUUUUCUACAUCCAAAAUGGAAUGUAACUGCUGGCAUUUGUUUGUGACUAAUUUUACAGCAUUGUCUCACUUUUUUUUUUUUUUAAGAAAGUCCCAAUUCGAAUGAAAAUCUUAGCAGUUGUGCAUGAGUGUGUGACAGUAUGGGUGUUUACAAGAAAUAUGCAUGUAUGUAUGAUCACAUGAUGCUGAUUCAAUUAUGUUUAGUAAUAUGAUUGUAUCGAAAUCAUGAUUUUUAAAACAUUUUGCACAGAUAGUUGUAAUUUUAACUGGAAUGUCGGCGCCGAUG
Messenger RNA from Sinocyclocheilus anshuiensis, 2614 nucleotides. RefSeq names its product dual specificity protein phosphatase CDC14A-like. NCBI's taxonomy places the organism in Eukaryota, Metazoa, Chordata, Actinopteri, Cypriniformes, Cyprinidae. Gene Ontology annotation, biological process: protein dephosphorylation. The record is from RefSeq and is a predicted model, not a curated record. The transcript is spliced from 15 exons. Bases 372 to 2141 code for a protein of 589 amino acids.